AUGGAUAACGAGACUCCGAAAAAUAGCUCUUUCGCUUUCCGCAUCCUUUUUGGUGCUUGUCGAGCUUUUAAGGAGGGUCUUUUCAAGAGGUUCGGAAACGGGAGGUCAAUUAACAUUGAUUCGGAUAGGUGGCACCCUAAUAUUCAUCUUAAACCAAACUUCCCGGAAAAUCAUGCUUCGAGAGCUCAAGUUGCAAGGGUUUCAGAUCUGAUUGAUCAUAAUAAAAGGUGGAGGCCUUCCAUCAUCUGGAACUUAUUCCCAGCAGCUGAAGCAAGAGAGAUUUUCGCCACCCAUAUUCCUCAACAUGAGACUGAGGAUGAGAUUGGGUGGAGUCAUACUAAGUCUGGAAACUUCAUAGUUAAAUCUGGUUAUUGGUUUCUAAAUGGAGAAGCCACAAACCUUGUUUCAAACUCAUCUUUCUGGAACCAGUUCUGGAAAUCAAACAUUUUCCCGAAGUGGAAACACUUCCUAUGGAAAAUUUUCAACAAUGCCCUGCCAACAACUGAUAAUCUCACUAGAAGGAAAAUUAAGGGGAUCAAUGUCACUUGUCGCUUGUGCAACAAGAAAAGCGAGUCACUAGAACAUCUGUUUCGAGAUUGUCACAUUGUUCAAAGAAUUUGGAGUUGCUCCUUAGGAAUUGUGGCUUCGAAUGGCAUAAACCUUCCGAUUCAGGAAUGGAUUAAGAACUUUUUUGAACUUGUUCAAAAAAAAAAAAAGAAAGAAGAGGGAAUGUCGAUGGAAAUAGACUUUGUUUCUACCUUGUGGGGAAUCUGGAUCCACAGAAAUGAAGUAACCUUCAAGGGGAUGUCUACUAACCCGGAGAGAAUAAUGAGUAUAAUCAAAGAGCAUUCUUUAAGAGCCGGAAAAGAGAGAAGAAACCGGAAAGAGAUAACAGGUCUGCGGGAUCAGUGCUUGGAAGUUGAAGAUCCGCGCCACCUCGAAUGGUCUAUAGGGAAGGAGGCUGUAGACAACGUGAAAACAAUUGUUGUAGAUGGUGCGUGGAAGAAGAAUGUACGCACUAACCAGUGCCAAGCGGCAAUAGCAUGGAAGAACCUAAACAAUGAUCCUAGAGAAGAAUCAGCGACGAAGAUUUUUGCGAAUUCUGCCGUUCAAACGGAAGCUUAUGCGGUCUUGAAAGCAAUCUCGGAUAUGGAAUGGAGAAGCGCGGGUCUCAUAAUAAAAUCAGAUAAUAGUGAAGUUAUCAUGGCACUAAAAAACAAGCUCGGUACAAAUCAAAACAUUGACAACAUCAUACGGGACAUUAGGAGAAAAGCUAAUAGUUUCUUGUAUAUUUCUUGCAUUAAGGUAAGUAGGGAGGAGGUGAAAUUAGCCCAUAAUCUUGCUAUUUCGGCAAGAAUGAGCUAG
This is a messenger RNA of Beta vulgaris subsp. vulgaris (sugar beet), 1365 nucleotides long. RefSeq lists its product as uncharacterized. Lineage: Eukaryota; Viridiplantae; Streptophyta; Magnoliopsida; Caryophyllales; Amaranthaceae. The record is from RefSeq and is a predicted model, not a curated record. The transcript has a single exon. Gene Ontology annotation, molecular function: nucleic acid binding; RNA-DNA hybrid ribonuclease activity. The coding region runs from base 1 to 1365 and encodes 454 amino acids.